Molecule: messenger RNA, 1353 nt
Organism: Daldinia childiae
Lineage: Eukaryota; Fungi; Ascomycota; Sordariomycetes; Xylariales; Hypoxylaceae
Product: Alcohol dehydrogenase [NADP(+)]
Exons: 7
Coding region: 1-1353 (450 amino acids)
Molecular function (GO): oxidoreductase activity
Source: RefSeq, a predicted model, not a curated record
AUGGACCCCGCGGGCUUAAUAGACAAUAACGUAGUUGCUGCUCUUCCAGAUGUCGCGGAAAUUCUCGAGACGAAAUACCAUGGAGAAUCAUCGUGGGCGAAAGCAACUCGUGUGAGAGUGCUACACAGCGAUGGAAGAACGGAAGACUACUUCAUGAAGGUUUCUAUCGGCCACCACGGUCGUGAAGCACUCAAAGGUGAAUUUGAGUCCACCUUGGCCAUUUAUAACAUCUCCCCCGACUUCUGUCCCAAGCCAAUCGCUUGGGGUACCUUCGCCAGUGAUCCGACGUCGCACUUUUACAUUUGCAAAUUCUACGACUUUAUCGAAGGUGUUCCUGAGCCCAAAGGCUUUGCAGAAAGGCUUGCACGGCUUCAUUCUAGUCAUACUUCUCCUGACGGAAAGUUUGGAUUCCACUGCGCGACAUACAAUGGCAAUUUACCGCAGGAUAAUUCGUGGUUCGAUAGUUGGGAGGCUUUCUUCGCAAAUGGCCUCCGACAUGUGCUAAAGAUUCGCGAGGAGAGAGCCGGGCCCAACGUCGACUUGGAUAGUCUUCUCCCUACCUUAUUUAAUAGAAUCAUACCGCGGCUUCUACGCCCGCUAGAGAGUGACGGCCGUAAGAUAUUGCCUUCGCUAGUCCAUGGCGACCUUUGGUAUGGCAACGCUGGAAUCGUCGACGAAGGCACCGAAGAGGGCAUAGUAUACGACCCGGCUAGCUUCUGGGCGCAUAAUGAAUAUGAGCUUGGCAACUGGCGCCCCGAGCGAAACAAGUUCACUCGUCGAUAUUUUAAGGCGUAUCACUCUCAUAUCCCCAAGUCUGAGCCUCAGGAAGACUACGACGAUCGGAAUGCACUUUACUCCUUGAGAUUCAAUCUACAUGCUGCCGCCAUGUUUCCAGAUCAGGGAACGUUUCUACAAAUGGCGAUCGACGAGAUUAGAAGGCUUGCAGAACGAUAUGACUAUCGUAAGAUACCUAUUUCAAAUCAACUUCGCCUCGCCAUCAAUUUUACCAUGGACCUCCCUGAUACCUUUGUUUUGAACAACGGCCGGAGGGUUCCUGCCAUUGGCCUCGGAACCUUUCAAGGCGAAGAGGGAAAUUCUCUAGUCAAGAAUGCUGUGAAGUUGGCUCUGGCACAGGGUUAUCGGCAUAUUGAUGGGGCCCACGCUUACGGAAAUGAAAAGGAAAUCGGCGAGGCUAUUAAAGAGAGUGGCAUCCCCCGGGAAAAGAUAUUCGUAACGUCCAAACUUGCCCAGACAUGGCAUGAUCCUUCCGAUGUUGCAAGAGCCUUGGAUGAAUCGCUUGUGAAUCUUCAGCUAGACUAUGGUAUUAGAACACCCCAGACACUAAAGUUGUAA